This is a messenger RNA of Brassica oleracea var. oleracea, 1086 nucleotides long. Its product is annotated as peptidyl-prolyl cis-trans isomerase CYP21-1. NCBI's taxonomy places the organism in Eukaryota, Viridiplantae, Streptophyta, Magnoliopsida, Brassicales, Brassicaceae. Gene Ontology annotation, molecular function: peptidyl-prolyl cis-trans isomerase activity. The transcript has 7 exons. The record is from RefSeq and is a predicted model, not a curated record. Bases 189 to 863 code for a protein of 224 amino acids. Gene Ontology annotation, cellular component: intracellular membrane-bounded organelle. Gene Ontology annotation, biological process: protein folding; protein peptidyl-prolyl isomerization.
AUUGAGAUCGAUUUGGACUCUUGUCUGUAAACUUUGAUUGCCGCGAAGAUUACACAAUUCGAUAUCAUAGAACGUCGAGAGAGAUCUUAGAAGAGUGAAAGUUUCUGACUUUUCUUCGGGAAUCUUGAUUCAGAGGGUGUGAGAUCGAGCUCCGUGUGAGAUGAAUCCUUAAGAAAGAAAGAAGAAAGAUGCGUAGAGAGAUCUCGUUUUUGUUACAGCCCAGGUGCCUUCUUCUCCUCGUCGCCCUAACGGUCUUCCUCAUCUUCGCUCUCUUCAACACCGGCAAGGAGGAGGACAAGCAAGUAAUCCAGGAUUUUGAAACCACACACAGAGUGUUUCUCGAUGUUGAUAUCGACGGCCAACGCUUAGGCAGGAUCGUUAUUGGAUUAUAUGGCACUGUUGUACCCAAAACUGUAGAAAACUUCAGGGCGUUAUGCACAGGAGAGAAGGGGAAAAGUUCAAGCGGGAAGCCACUACACUACAAAGGAACACCGUUUCACAGGAUAAUAUCUGGAUUCGUAAUCCAAGGAGGAGACAUCAUCCAUGGUGAUGGCAAAGGGAGUGAGUCAAUCUAUGGUGGUACCUUCCCUGACGAAAACUUCAAGAUCAAGCAUUCACAUGCAGGUGUUGUAGCGAUGGCUAAUACAGGACCUGAUUCUAACGGCUCGCAGUUCUUUAUCACUACUGUCAAGGCUAGCUGGUUGGAAGGGGAACAUGUUGUGUUUGGGAAGGUGAUACAAGGGAUGGACAAUGUGUUCGCCAUUGAAGGUGGAGCCGGUACUUACAGUGGGAAACCAAGGAAGAAAGUUGUGAUUGCUGAUUCUGGAGAGAUCCCUAAAGACAAAUGGGAUGAAGAAAGAUGACAACAACAUAAAAGCUUACACAUCUCGUCUCAGCAAAAUCUUGGCUCUGUUCCUAUGAGAUCCUCUCUCUCUUUUUUUAUUUAUAGUUUUGCAGAUCUGAUGAUCUGAAUUAUGAACACAAUGCCAAUGUAGUUAGUGUUUUUUUUUAAAGCUGGACGCAUCUUGUACCUCUUCUUCACUUCAGUUUUUUUCCUCAUAUAUUUCAGUAGACUUUAUUUAUAUA